UUGUGUUUCUUUUUCUUUAAAGUUUAGUUGGUAUAAAAAUUUAUUAAGUUUCUUGAAUCUUUACUUUUUAGGGUGGUUAUAGGUUGGGAAAUGAAAAUUAAUUAUAUGUUUUAUAAAUAUUAUACACUAAUAUAUUGUAAAUAUUAUAUAUGGUUAUAUUACUGUACGACACCGAUGUCCCAAGACCCAAUUGGGCCCUUGGUUCAGGCCCAAUGGCACGGCCCCAUUACUUUAAAUUCUGCUUGAAACUACCUUCACAAACUACGAGUUUUAAGCCUCGACCCCUAACCGAUGCUCGGCAUAAAUUUCCCGAACAAAUAAGGAAGUCUUGUUCGAACGUACCAUUGGAUGCUCGGCAGUUCAGGAAACAUCACUACCAAGCAUAUUAACCUGAGUUGGAACCAAGUUCCAAAGCCAUAAUUGCUGCAUUCCACUCUCACCUAAACAUCCACUUACAACAGAUAAUAUUGGACCUUCAAUUGCAUUAACAAUGACAAUAAUCAUGAUCUCCCCACUAACUUAGAGCUAUAAAUAGGAGAAGUUGGGGAAGAAAAGGAGGUUCAGAAAAAAGAGAAAAAACAGUUAUUCAGGAAGGGAGAGAGGAUAUUACUUUGAGUCUCUGUGUCGAGAACGACCUAAAAUAGGAAAUCCUAAAGCCCACCUUAUAAAUAAGUUGUGGGCCCAAGUGAGGCUAAGCUCAUUAGUCUCAUUUCCGGCACGCACAAUUGGCGCCCACCAUGGGGCUCUCCUACGAAGCUGUGGUUCGACUGAGACUCAAACGAGGGAAAUGUCCGAGGGGCGUUCGGGAGGGCGCACCCAGAGUGGUUCGAUAGGAUCUUCUCAGGGUUCUACAUGGCAGGAAAGAAGACAGAAAGGGCGUGAGGAUAGGGAGCGUCUGCGAGGAGAAGAAGAAUUUGGCCUGGGAGAGGGAUCGGACCAGACUCACCGAACGAUGUCGGGUGCCUUGGGACAUGGGUAGCGUGAUGAUAGGGACCGAGAGCUGGAGCAGUUGCGUAGACUGGUAAUGGAUCUAAAGUUGGAAGUAAGGGGUCGACGCCAGGAAAGGGACCGAAACCACCGAUAAAAGAGAGAUGAUAGCAUGGGAAAUUGAGGCGAAGAGAGCUCUAGCCAAUCCGGUCCCCAACGAUUCCAGGACCGGUCACUCUCCCGAGAAUCACACCGGCGUAGGAACCACUCACACUCCCAAGAGACACGUCAUCACUGGAACUGUUCAUGUUCGCACAGAUACGACGAUCGAGGUUCGGAUUCACCAGAAGAACGGCGAACCCACAAUGUUGCCAUGGACGCCAUGAGCCGGGCCUUACGAAGGGCUGCUCAGUUACCAUUCUCCAAUGAAAUUGAACAGGCCCCUAUGCCGAGUCGAUUUACACGACCACCAUUCAAUUCCUACGAUGGGAAAACGGACCCUGUGGAGCAUGUCAGUCAUUAUAUCCAUAUGAUGUCCUUGCAUGCACACAAUGAUGCGCUGAUGUGUAAGGUAUUCCCCUCUAGUCUCGGCUCCACGGCCCUGAGAUGGUUUAAUGGGUUACGAAAAGGUUCCAUUCACAGUUUCGCCGAGCUGAUCCAAGAGUUUGGCAGUAGAUUCGUGACAUGCAGCCGAGUGCCGCAAUCGGUGGAUGCGCUACUUUCCAUAAAGAUGAGGGUUGGUGAAACCCUUCGGAGUUACGCCAGUCGGUAUUGGGAACUAUACAACAAGAUCGGUGGGAGAAAUGAGAAGAUAGCAGCAAACACCUUCAAGAUGGGGCUCCCCGAGGAUUCUAAACUAUGGGAGUCGUUGACGAAAAGACUUCCCGAGGAUAUGAGGCAACUUAUGAGGCGCAUUGAGGAGUAUAAGCGAUUGGAAGAUGAUCGGCUGCAGAAUAAGGGGAAGGCCCCAUUAUUCGGCAGAUCUCGGCAAGGCAUUAUUCCGGCAAGACCAAAAAAAGAUUUCAGGAUGCAGGAAUCAGAAGCGCAAAUUAAAGGAGUUAAUGUGGCGUUUAAAGAGCCGGUGCACAAAAUUCUAGAUCAGAUUAAGAACGAAUCGUUCUUCAGGUGGCCGAACAAGAUGGGGGGUGACCCAUCUCAGAAGAAUCAAAACUUGUACUGCACAUACCACAGGGAUAAAGGGCAAACCACCGAGCAGUGUCGGGUAUUAAAAGAUCAUCUCGGGCAGCUAGUAAAGGCAGAGUAUCUGAAAGAGUUCGUAGUGGAUUCCGUAGACCGAGAUGCCGGCCAGGGUGUUCAGCAAAAAAGGAAUCCCCUCCCACCACUGCUGGGAGUGAUCGAAGUCAUCCACGCUGCCCCGAGAGAUGCGGCCACAACUAAGGGAGUAUUGACAGUGGCCUGCGCGGAGGGAAAAUCACCCGAGAAAAGGAUGAAAGUUGGUCGGCUGACAAUUUCUUUUGUCGAGGAAGACUUGGAGGGGAUGAUCUAACCUCAUGAUGAUGCGUUGAUAGUAACAGCUCGGAUAAGCGGGUUCUUGGUGAAAAGAGUGAUGAUAGACCAAGGAAGCGGAGUUGACGUAAUGUACCUAGAUUUGUUCGAAGGGUUCGGAUUGAAAAGCCAGGACUUGGUGAAAUAUGAUACGCCGCUGGUCUCGUUUGACGGAAGAGUCGUGAUCCCCGAAGGUCAGAUUUCUCUUUCGGUGGACAUGGAAGGCAAGGAAGUAAUGGUAACCUUCAUAGUAGUUCGAUCAUUCUCGCCGUACACUGCAAUCCUGGGAAGGCCGUGGAUUCACGCAAUGAAGGCUGUUCCUUCCACCCUGCACGUGAAAGUUAAAUUUCCCAUCGAGUAUGGAGUCGCCGUGGUACGAGGGAACCAACAAGUGGCUAGGUAGUGUCUUGUCGCCGCGGUCAGGUGGAAGGGCGAAUAGGUUGGACAAGCAAAAACCACCAAAAGAGAAACUUUAUAGCAAUUAUAGAAGCCUCGAGGAGAAACAGGGGCGGAUGGUGCCGAGGAGGUUUUGAAGGUUAGAAUCUUUCCAGACACUGACAGGUAUUUUCAGAUAGGCACAAGCAUGAAUGACCGAGAGAAGGUAGAGAUGUUGUUAUUCCUUUUGCAGAAUGUGGAUGUUUUUGCUUGGAGUCCGUAUGAAGUGCUCGGAGAUCCCGAGUUCAUUGUCCAUAAGCUUAACGUGGACCCAUCAUUCCCCCCGAAAAAGCAAAAACCGAGAAGAGCAUCGAAGGAGCAUGUUGACGCAGUAAACUUGGAAGUCUAGAGGCUGAAGGAGGCAGGAGUGAUAAGAGAAGUAUUCUUCCCGAAAUUACGGUGGUAGUAAAGAAAAAGAACGGUAAAUAGAGAGUUUGUGUGGAUUUCACAGACUUAAAUCGGGCAUGUUCUAAAGAUCCAUUCCCAAUGCCCAAGAUUGAUCAAUUAGUAGAUGCCACAUAUGAGCACCCGAGGAUAAGCUUCUUGGAUGCUUUCCAGGGGUAUCACUAGAUCGCCUUGGCGCCCGAGGACCGAGAAAAGACAGCAUUUAUCUCCCUGGGUGCAAACUAUCACUAUGAAGUCAUGCCAUUUGGGUUGAAGAACGCCGGAGCCACUUACCAGCGGAUGAUGACGAGGAUGUUCCGAGAGAAAAUUGGGUGCAUGGUAGAAGUAUACAUUGACGAUAUGGUGGUAAAGAGUAGACAGGAAUCACAACAUACGAAAGAUCUCCGGGGAGUAUUCGAGAUACUUCGAUGUGGGGGCUGGCAAGUUCUUGGGAUAUCUGAUUUUUACUCGGGGGAUAGAGGCCAAUCCCGACUAGAUAGAGGCCGUGAAUCGUCUUAAACCGCUAAGCAAUCCCAAGGAAGUAGAAGUGCUAAUCGGGAUGUUAGCCGCCCUAAACCGAUUCAUUUCCAAAUUUGCUGAUCGCUGCAGACCAUUUUAUCAACUUCUGAAGAAGUGGAAGGGGUUUUAGUGGGACGAGGAAUGUGACAAGGCCUUUCGAGAUCUGAAGGAAUACUUGGCACAAGCGCCCAUGUUAACGUCCCAGGAGUCCGGAGAGGAUUUGUUUAUGUACCUCUCAGUGUCCAACCACGCCGUGAGUGCUGUGUUGCUAAGAGACCGAGGAGUGCAGCAGCCGGUGUAUUACAUAAGCAAAACCUUAGUAAAUGCCGAGAUGAGAUAUCAGCCCCUAGAGAAGUUAGUGUUGGCACUGGUGCACGCCAUGAGGAAGUUGCCGCAUUACUUUCAGGCUCAUACUGUGUUCGUCCUCACCGAGUAUCCCUUGCAGUCAUUGUUAAAAAGAUCAGACUUUAUGGGCCGAAUAGCCAAGUGGGGAACUCGGUUGGGUUCGUUCGACAUAAGGUACCAGCCGCGAAGCUCGGUGAAGGGACAGGUUCUUGCUGAUUUCAUUGCAGAAUUUACCCCUAAGAACGACGGGAAGAUAAUUUGUAAUGCAGAAAGUCGUCCGUGGAAGGCGUUUGUAGACGGCGCUUCGAAUGCUAUGGGGGCUGGAGUUGGUAUUGUCAUAACCACCCCGAAGGGCAUACGACUAGAACAUUCCUUCAGAUUAGGAUUCAAAGCCUCAAACAACGAAGCCAAAUACGAGGCCUUUCUAGCCAGAUUGAGGGUCGUAUUGCAUCUGGGCGCGAAGGAUGUGGAGAUUUAUUCAGACUCUCGGCUGGUUGUUUAUCAAAUCCUAAGAAGUUUUGAAGCUCGGGAUUCUCGGAUGAAAGCUUAUCUAAGCACAGCUAAGCAAAUCAUUAGCAAGUUUGGGACAGUGAAGGUGGCCUAGGUAGGUCGGGCACAAAAUAGACAUGUCGACUCGCUGGCCACGUUGGCCUCGUCUACUACAGAGGAGAUUCCUCGGCUCGUCAAAAUAGAACUUAUAAGGGAGCCAAGUAUCGAUAUGAAAGAUGAUUGUAACCCGGCCGGGGUUGAGGUGGCCGUGGUAUCAGUAGCCAAUCCGUGUUGGAUGAAUCCGAUCAUAGAUUUCCUAGCUGAGGAUAAAGUUCUUGACGAUGAAAAAGAGGCUAAAAAGAUUCGUCGAGUGGCUCCCCGGUAUUGGCUGUCGGCAGAUCGCAAAUUGUACCGGAGGUCUUUCACAAGCCCGUACCUUUUAUGCCUACAUCCCGAGAAAGUAAAUGAACUUCUGACCGAGCUGCAUGGCGGAGUGUGUGGUGGCCAUGUUAGGGGGCGAUCUUUAGCACACAGGGCGAUGACCUAGGGGUUUUGGUGGCCACAGAUGCAGAAGGAUGCCGCGAAAUAUGUUUAGAGGUGUGAACAAUGCCAAAAACACGCCCCUCUGAUCCACCAGCCAGCAAGUCGUCUAAACCCCGUCAGUAGUCCAUGGCCAUUUGCACAAUGGGGGUUGGACAUCCUUGGCCCUUUUCCUCGAGUAACAGGUAACCGCCGGUUCGUAUUGGUGGCAGUUGAUUAUUUCACAAAAUAGGCGGAAGCCGAGGCCUUGGCCAAUAUCCGGGAUAUUGACGUGAAAAAGUUUGUAUGGAAAAACAUAGUCACAAGGUUUGGGAUGCCGGAUUCACUGAUAUCAGACAAUGGGCUACAGUUUGAUAGCAAAGGUGUCCGGGCCUUCUGCAGCGAUCUCAGCAUUAAGAACAAGUAUUCUACUUCGGCAUACCCUCAAAGCAACAGCCAAGUUGAGGCAGUGAACUAGAUGAUUUUGAACGGGUUGAAGAGAAGGUUGGACGGGGCAAAGGGGAGGUGGGUUGAAGAGCUACCUAACGUUUUGUGGGCUUACCGUCCAACUCCCAAAAGAUCCACAGGUGAGACCCCUUUCUCCUUGACAUAUGGGCAGAGGCCGUGAUACCGACCGAAGUGAGCCUAUGCAGUGCACAGGUCGCAGGAUUUGACCUCGUCUAGAACGCCGAUUUAAUGAUGGAGCGCUUGGACUGGUUAGAAGAAUGCCGGGAGGCAGCAACCAUACGGUUCGCAGAGUAUCAAUAGAGACUUGCCCAAAGAUACAACCGAGAUAUAAAGGGUAGGGAAUUUAGCGCCGGGGACUUGGUGCUAAGGAAGGUCGUGGGAAACAUGAGAGACAUAACUGCGGGGAAGCUUGCUCAAACAUGGGAGGGACCGUACAGAGUUACUGCCAUUGCAGGCACGGGGGCUUACUACUUGGAAGACCUUGACGAGAGGCCACUCCCCCGGCCAUGGAAUGUCCACAACCUAAAGAAGUUUUAUCCGUGACCAUCCAUACAUUGGAAUGUAAGUCGAAAUCUUGUACUUCGCUAAAAUCAAGUUAAUGAUGAAGUUACUUGUCUAAACUGUUUUCGAUUCCGUCAUUGCACUUUAAGUAAAUUGCAUAUUUUGUACAAAAAAAAAAAAAAAAAAAAAAACUCUAGGGACAGAAGCCUCAUUCUUGGUUCGAUCAAAAUCACCGAGCAGGUGGAAAUCUUAUCGUUACAAAAAAAAAAAAAAAAUUUAAGGACAGAAGCCUCAUUCUCGGUUCGAUCAAAAUCGCCGAGCAGGUGGAAACCUUAACACCCUUACAAAUACUAACGUCUGCAAUUUCAUUCUCGGAUUGUCCAAAAUCGCCGAGCAGGGGAGAACUAUGCACCAGGUUUUGAGGCAUUAUGCCAUUUACAUUCAAGAAAACUAACACACGUUGUAUGAACGCGAUAUAUUGGGGCACGAUUUAACCCACCGUGCAGGCAGCUCUCGGCCAAACAUGUGACAAAAUAAAUAACGACAAAAAUAGAUAAAGAAAGACAACACUGAGGGUCAAAGUGAAGCGCUCGCAGACAUAAUUUAAACAAACACACAAUGAAUAGAAGGUCAUUUAAAAAGUUAAAAGCAGAAUUGAAAACAGAAUUAAUGUCUCAUCGCCAAAACUCGGCAACCGUUUACGGGUCAUCCCCGCGAAACAAGGAAAUUAUUCAGUCACCACAACCUGGUGACAUAGGCAAAUUUACCAAUUUAAAAAAAAAAAGAGAGAGAGAGAGAAAAAAUGCAGUAAAAUGAAGUAAAAGCAUAAAAAGACCUGAACGGCAAGUAACUUAGUCAAGUGGAGGGUCUAGUCGGAUCUGCUGCUUCAGGCUGCUGCUGGUCGGUCACGGGAAAAUGCAGGUCCUCACCGAGCAGGUCUUGUGCAUUCGGGAUGCUGGUGGCUUCCAUUUCAUCUGGCUCUACAUGAGCAUCAAUCUGUUCCACCAACUCCCUCAUACUUGUUGUUUCUUCCUACUCAAUGGGCAUUAGGGGAUCCUGCACGACAGUAACGGGGCUCAGAAAGGGAAUCUGGCCGAGGUCUCUCAGGGGGGAAUCCUCGGGAACACCCAAAGCUUGCAGGGCGGCAAACCACCCAGCCUCAAAACCCAGCCUUAGAGCUUGGUCCACCACCGGUUCUGUAGAUUUCUCGGCAUUGGCAAACCCUUCAUUAUACCAUUUUUGCUCACAGGCCCCCAAAGCCACCCUCAGGCCGGUGAGUUCCUCGGCUUGGGAUGUGUUUAGGCUAAUUGCUUUAGCUAGCUUGACGUCUGUUUCGUUCUGCUUAGCCAAGAGCUCCGCGCACCUCUUUUCCGACAACGCUCUAUUCUUCUCCGCAGCAGCAGCCUUCUUCUUGGCAGAAUCAGCUACCUUCAGUUUUUCCUUCGCUGUUUUGGCAGUUGACUCUCGUGCCCCCCUCUCACGAUUAACCUCCUCGGCAAGAUCCUUUGCACAGCCAACUAGGAUAUGAGCCAAUUGAGCAGCCUGACAAACACAUAAAUUAGUAUGGAAAUAAAAAGAAAGGAAUGGUAAGUAAUAGACAAAUAAAGAGUUACCGCGAUAGUAUGCCACUCUAACCGGCGCCCCACGGACUCCUCCGACCCGUCCUCAAAAGCAUGUACGUCAUCGGGAAGAAGAAGACCCGUGGCCAGGGUCUGAGCAAUGCGACCCCCCUCACCUUUCUCCCAUAUCCGCACACAGGCAGUUGAAGGCAGAGGCUUGCCGUCUAGCAAAAACUUGGGCUUCCACGCUAGCGCGGCUUGGGAGGAGGACGCAACACCCGGCCCGACCUGGGUUUGCGGCUCGUGAAUAACAAUACCUCCUAUUGGCCGGGGAGGAGUCUGAGUGGCUACGUCUCCCGGACCCGUGGGCGGUUGAUCGAUAACCCUCUGACUUUUCCGGGCACGUCCAGCUUGAGGAGGGGGUGGAAGGGGAGGCACCUGGCUUUGACUCUGAGAGGGUUGGGGCUGAGUGGCCUGCCGCACACCGGGCACGAAACGAUCGAUAGUCAUGACCUUCCUGGUCACCAUGUCUUCGCCGAGAAGGGUAUCGGUGGCCGACAAGUUGGUUGCUUCAAGUGCAAGAUGCUCGGCUUCUGCAACAGGGGCCUCGGGUUCAACAAAGUUCUUGGGCUGAGCGGGCUUUUGAACAAGGGCUUCUUCUUGAAUAGCCUCGUGAGCUAACUCUCGAAGACGCUGAGACACGCGCUCCGCAGACUCGUCGCAAAAGGCGCUAGCUUGUCUGAGCAGGUAUAACGCUUUCCGAACGCCCUCGCCUCGCCGGUCGUAAGCUUCGGCUGCAGAAAAUUCGCGUACCGAACGUCUAUGUAUGACAAAAGUGGACUGUCAACUAACAACACUUGUUUAAAGGACUGCUAGGUGGAAUAAACGGGUUCUACUCCGAGGAUCAGGUGCGAGGCUCGGAGCUGUUCAUCCCAGUGCACGAAUAUCUUGGAACGGAGGAUAAAAUUUAAGUUUUUGACGUGGACUGUUCUAAUGUCUGGAACGAACACUUUGCCGUCUGCAAAAAAUCGAAACGCUAUAUCAACAGCCAGUAAUGAAAAGCUACUUCAGUAAAAAGAAAACAAAAGAGGGGGGGGGGGGGAAACGGUUAAGUCAGAGAUUGGAACGAACCCACUUCAUGCCGUGAAAGAGGGCAGGGGACCUCCCCGGCAAACCAGUUGCCGUACACCCGGACAAACUCCCCGGCCGAGUUCUUAUUCGAAUCAGGUAGGCAUGAUAUCAGCCGUACUCGAUUAUCCCUAGUGUUUAAGUAAUAAUUGGAAUUUUUGUUCCCAUUGAGACUAUACAUGUGGUUAAUGUCAUGGUGAUCUAACUGUAAAUCAAAGGUGUGAUUCAACCUACUAACGCAGCUAACUACCCGGUAAAAGUUGGGAGGAAGUUGGUCGGGACACAGCCCGUAGUACCUAAGUGUGUUAAUCAAAAGAGGAUCCACGGGGAACCUGACCCCACCCUCUAGAAUUGCCAUUAAAGGAAAAAAAGCUGUACCACGCCCUCGGUGGAGAGUGAUUUCGCUCUCGUGGCAGUAAGCCACUUCCACGUCAUUGGGGACAUCAAACUUCUGCCUAAAGGUGGCCAAAACCGCCAGGGCCUCCAGGAGAUAAGAGUAACCCAUUUUUGAAAUUUAAUACUGUAAUAGGGAACUCGUAGAAAGAAGUUGAAGGAAUUGGAAAGGGAAGAGAACUGACUUUGGGUUCUAAGGGAGAAAGGAACUCUGGGCUGGUGAGUAAGCGCUCAAAGGAGUGAUCGGCAGAGAGUAUGCUCAAGAAAUCAGAGGUGAAAACGUGAAAGAAUGUUCUAAAGAGAACUAUUUAUAGGAGCAGAAGAGGGCAUGGGAACGUUUAAUCAGCAAUAAAUGGGCACAAUUCAUGAAAGACCCUACGAAUGCCAAAGAUAAUCGACACGCGCGCCGCUUUGGUUCACAAACCGUCAGGCAAUAAUGACAACUGAACUUGGCACCCCGGAAUAGUGCGUCUUUUGAGAAGAGCAUUAAUGGGAAGCCAUAACCGCAUGAGUCCCUGGCCGUAGGGCUUUCGAAACCAAAAGGCUUGGUUGGUUCCUUGAUUCUUCCCGGCAGCCGGAUAUGAAUCAAGAGGGGGCUAAUGUACGGCACCAAGGUCCCAAGACCCAAUUGGGCCCUGGGUUUAGGCCCAAUGGCACGGCCCCAUUACUUUAAAUUCUACUUGAAACUACCCUUACAAACUACGAGUUUUGAGUCUCGACCCCUAACCGAUGCUCGGCAUAAAUUUCCCGAACAAAUAAGGAAGCCUUGUCCGGACGUACCAUAGGAUGCUCGGCAGUUCAGGAAACAUCACUACCGAGCAUAUUAACCUGAGUUGGAACCAAGUUCCAAAGCCAUAAUCGCUGCAUUCCACUCUCACCUAAACAUCCACUUACAACAGAUAAUAUUGGACCUUCAAUUGCACUAACAAUGGCAGUAAUCAUGAUCUCCCCAUUAACUUAGAGUUAUAAAUAGGAGAAGUUGGGGAAGAAAAGGGGGUUCAGAAAAAAGAGAAAAAACAGUUAUUCAGGAAGGGAGAGAGGAUAUUACUUUGAGUCUCUGUGCCGAGAACGACCCAAAGUAGGAAAUCCUAAAGCCCACCUUAUAAAUAAGUUGUGAGCCUAAGUGAGGCUAAGCCCAAUAGUCUCAUUUCCGGCGCACACAAUUACAGUUAAUACUAAUUAUUGUGUGUAUGAUUAUUUUUGCUAAAACUAUUAUUAUUAUUAUUAUUAUUAAAAAUUUGCUUCAUAAAUCCUUUAUUUGAGUUUCUUUCAAUUUUAUUAUGAACUACAAGCAUUGUAAAUUAUAUUUAAUAUUUAGCAUAAAAAACUGUAAUAGUCAUUAUAUAUUAAUUUUAUUAUUGUUCUUUUGUUUUUAUUUAGGAUUAUAUUUUUUUAGAAGAUAUUUAUGAUUAUUUGAUUGUGUGUGUGUGUGUGUGUGUGUGUUUUUUUUUUUUGUUCUUUCUUUCUUUUCUUGCAAGUAUCACUCUAUAAUUCCUACAUUCCUCACUUUGUAUCGCAAUUGUAGUAAGCUUCUCGGCCCCCAAAUUUAAUUGGAAAUUAUUUUCUUAGUUUUUAAUUUUUUAUAUAGAUGGUUUGUAAAAAAUAUACCUUCAAAUAUUGUAAUUUUUUAAUCUAAGUGUUUAUAUAUUAAAGAUACUGUGAAAAUGCAUCUUCACUUACACUAUACUUUUGUAUUAUGUGUGUAUGAAUUUAAGAAUACGAUAAUUAGGCUUGAUUCCAUUCCAA
Messenger RNA from Quercus robur (English oak), 10919 nucleotides. RefSeq lists its product as uncharacterized. NCBI's taxonomy places the organism in Eukaryota, Viridiplantae, Streptophyta, Magnoliopsida, Fagales, Fagaceae. The transcript is spliced from 2 exons. The record is from RefSeq and is a predicted model, not a curated record. The coding region runs from base 1301 to 2434 and encodes 377 amino acids.